AUGCCUAGUCUAGUAGUGUCUCAAUUCACAAAGCAAACUCUCAUGUCAAGUCUGUGUAACAUUAAUGCACCAUCUUCAACUCUUCGUCAAGCUGCCAGAAACAUCAGUACCAAAUAUGCAGCCGCUGGAAGAAGAACAGAGUACUCUCCUAGGACUUGCUUCUCCCUCGGGAUGCUUUGGGCCUAG
Prunus armeniaca (apricot) is the source of this 186-nucleotide messenger RNA. The record is from the annotation of a GenBank genome assembly. Lineage: Eukaryota; Viridiplantae; Streptophyta; Magnoliopsida; Rosales; Rosaceae.